AUGUCACACGUCAACGAAGAAACAACAUCGACAAGCAACGUCUCACAAAGAGCGUCGCAAUGCCGAAAUGGCACAACGGUUUCCGCAGGUAAUGAAGGUGAAACACAUGACAAUAGGCCACACAGGUCCCUUUUCUCCAAAACAGCUGCUAUGCUUUUUGCUGCUGCUUGCAUCUGCGUAACGCAUCCAGAUAAAUUCGACAGACACGCAGAGCCUUUGGCCAAAUUACGCGUACAUAACAGAGUCGCGCGCAGUUUAGCAAAGGUAAAACUAUUUGCAUCAGAUGAUGAACUUGAAUUAGAUCCGAUGGUAUUCGAACACUAUGACGGGGCCUACGACGAUGUCGACGAACCUUAUGCAGAAGCGUAUGGAUUUCCCCCCAAACGAGUAUACUCUCGCAACCAAUGGACAAAACCCAAAAAACGAUGUUAUAGAGACGGACCAGGAGCUAUUCUAAAAGAACGGAAAAUAGUGGAGUACGAGAUACCACAACAAGUCCAUUAUGAACGAAAGUGGAAAAUAGAACAUGAUGCAAGGGAAGAAGAAGUCCAUAACGGCGACAAAUUAUCUGCCGAUGUAGCAGUCGCCGCGUCAGUUAACAAAUCUAGAACAUCCGUUUCGAAGUUGGGUGCAGAAGAGCCGUUGCCAUCAUCCCCACAAAAUAAAGGACAAAGUGGACAAACGAAACAGGAACCGACAGGAUCUUCAGGUGCAGGAACGACCCCAAGCACCGGAAGCACCGGAAGCACCGGAAGCACCGGAAGCGCAAAGAACGGGAGGCAGGCUGAAGCAGUUAACAUGAAAACCGGGAGAGACUUUAGUAGACGAAAAUUGGCUACAUAUAUUACCUAUAGGUGGUGCGGGUAUACUCAGUAUGUUGUCACUUCUGCUAUUCCGGUGCUGCUACCGAAAGAGAAGGCAACAGUGCCGAAGAAAGCUCUAAAGGAUAAAAUUACAUGA
Molecule: messenger RNA, 960 nt
Organism: Plasmodium fragile
Lineage: Eukaryota; Apicomplexa; Aconoidasida; Haemosporida; Plasmodiidae
Exons: 4
Coding region: 1-960 (319 amino acids)
Source: RefSeq, a predicted model, not a curated record